AUGAGCUGCAGACAGGAAAUAUUGGACAGCAAGUCGUAUCACUAUGAUCUAAACAUCUCUAUUAUUGUGAUAAACACACCGUUUGCCAUAUUUGCUGUUCUAAGCAAUCUCUUGAUUGUAAUCACAAUCGGCAAGUCUCAAGAACUUCGAGUCCCUGCGAACAUUCUUCUUGGUAGUUUGGCCGUUACAGACCUGCUAGUUGGUUUGAUUACUCAGCCUCUGUUUAUUACCUGGCGCUUGAUGUUACACUACCCAUCAACCAUCUGUAACUCCGAAGUCGUUCAUUCUCUAUAUGAGUGUUUCCUCCAUUUGUGCGCGGGCGGCUCUUUCCUCAGUCUCGCAUACCUCAGUACCGACCGUUUCCUGGCAGUAUCCAAGCCGUUACAUUACCGUGCUAGCGUCACAACAACACAAACCGCGCGUAAUAUGGUCAUACUGUGGCUUGCAUGGAUUUGUAUCGUUGUUCUCCGCUACUCGGGUAUUGACGAAGAAACCAAUCAAACCAUUACUUCGGUCAUUGCUGGCACUUUGGUAAUAUAUCUUGUUGCUGCUCAGAUAGCCUUGAUAGUCAGCGUCAAGCGCAACAGUAUUCAUGAUUUGCUCUCAGAGGGAAACGCCACCGUCAUCGCUUCGAAAAGAGAAGCACGAAUUGCGUUAACCAUUGUUUACAUUUUCUUAGCUCUCCUGGUUUUCCUCCUCCCCGCUGUCGUUGUUCAAAUUGUUUUGGGCUUCACCAGCAGUAAUAAGAGUAAAACCGAGUUGAACUUAGCCAUUUCAGCUCUUUUGAUAAACUCUUCUGUAAACCCACUUAUCUACUUCUGGAGAGGCCGAGACCUGCGCAAGGCAGCACGUCUUCUCUUUCUGGGCCCUACGACUAGAGCAGGCGAUAGCAGAUUGUCGUCUAAUAGCCCUGAUAAAAACAGCGGUGAUAACAGUGGAAGGUCUGUUGAGGAAACUGUUUAG
This is a messenger RNA of Pocillopora meandrina, 963 nucleotides long. The record is from the annotation of a GenBank genome assembly. Lineage: Eukaryota; Metazoa; Cnidaria; Anthozoa; Scleractinia; Pocilloporidae.